Colletotrichum gloeosporioides is the source of this 2547-nucleotide messenger RNA. RefSeq lists its product as uncharacterized. The record is from RefSeq and is a predicted model, not a curated record. Gene Ontology annotation, biological process: DNA-templated transcription; regulation of transcription by RNA polymerase II. Bases 1 to 2547 code for a protein of 848 amino acids. Lineage: Eukaryota; Fungi; Ascomycota; Sordariomycetes; Glomerellales; Glomerellaceae. The transcript is spliced from 3 exons. Gene Ontology annotation, cellular component: chromatin. Gene Ontology annotation, molecular function: zinc ion binding; RNA polymerase II cis-regulatory region sequence-specific DNA binding; DNA-binding transcription factor activity, RNA polymerase II-specific.
AUGGCUCCGAAGCGGAAGACCGGAACAUACCCCUGUUCGAAAUGUCCUCGAAUAUUCAACCGACUUGAGAAUUUGAAACGGCAUCAAAAAUCACAUCAAGGAAGCCUUCCACAUUGCUGCGACAUCUGCCAGAGAGAAUUCUCCAGAAGCGACUUGUUAAAGAAACAUCAGCGCACCCACCAACGCCAAGACGAGCAGCAACCAACAGACGAGCCUCCUCUUGGGAAGAGGAGAUAUCCUUUCGUGCUCGAAAGCAAAUAUGGCUCAUCUAGUAGUGACACUUCUUUCGCGCCAGGUGACAACGAACCUGAGCCAGGCCCAGCGGUAGAUUCGAACCUGUUGGGUCAGCCUAACCAGGAGGGCCUCUUCAUGAACCAAGCUGUGCAAGGUGCACCAGUUCUUGUGGAUGGGGACGUGGAUUUCACAGGCUUCUUUCGUCCUUGGGAUACUGGGAAACACCUUGAUACAAAUGAUUGGUUCACUCAAGAUUUUUAUGACGCUUCCCAAGAAAUGGCGACAAUUUUUGGUCCCAAUGACUUCAUCGCGCCCGGAAACCAAUCAGCGUAUGGAGCCGCUCAUGAGCUAUGGAGCUGCCUGGAGCCACCUGAGGCCAUGCAAUUCAAUGUGUUCGGAUUGCAAAGCAUUGAUAGCAAUGCACAGGUCACUCCAGUGACAUCCGGAGACGUCACCGAAAACUCAUCGCGGGCAGCCUCACCACCAAACAUGCCUUCGAAGGAGGAUGCCAUCGCAUUUGCGUGGGAUCCUGCAUCCGAGGGCAUACGUCAAACAAGACCUAUCAUAAUCAGCCAAAAUCAUCCAUUGAGGCAAAAUCACAAUCCGCGAUUCGAUCUCAACGACGCAACCUGGGCCAAUGUCCACAACUUCUUAGAAACUCAGUCGCCGACAGCAGACAGCUUCAUCUUACCCCCGCUAGGAAUUGCGAAUGUUUUCUUUGGGCUAUUUCUUCAAAGAUUCUAUGCGCAAAGUCCUGUGCUCCAUCUCCCAACUCUCAACAGCAAUGAGCUUCACCCUUCUCUGCUUUCCAUUAUGGUGGCAAUAGGCGCGAUGUACAGCCACGUACGGCAGACCCGUCGCUUUUCAAUUCUGUUGCUCAACCGCUCCCGCCAAAACCUUCAGGUUCUCAUCGAAAGAGAUAGAAGACUUACCCGAGACCCACACAUCAUAUAUGCGUACUCGUUGAUGUGCUAUACUGGGCUGUGGUGCGGGAACAAAGAAGCUUUUGAAGUCGCCGAAGCAUGUCGAGGCACCCUGGUCACUUACGUCAGGCGCCUGCCCGAGUUUCUCUAUAGUAUGACUGACGACAGCCUACGCGACAGCCUGGACAGAAUGAAAGCCUGGGCGCGUUCGGAAUUUGUUCGGCGAGUGAGAUGGUUUGUGUUCAUGGUGGAUUCCCAGUUUCCUGCACUCCUGAAUAUGAGGAGCAUGAUAUCCGUAUCGGAGGUUUAUGAUUGGCAACUUCCGUGCAACGAGACGUUGUGGCAAGGCAUGUUGGGUGCAAGCGAUCAAGACCUUGAGCCCAUGUUACUGGGAUCAGCCAACGAGAGCCAAAAUACUCUGCGAGGACUUAUGCGAAAUGGUACGAUGAAACGACCACCACAGGACAAAACACCAGCGAUGGGUUUCGUCAAAGGCUUGACGAAAAGGAUAAAUCCAUGGGCUACGUUUCUGGUCAUCAGCACAUUGGCAAGCCAAGCUUUAGACUGUGCCCAUGAUCAUUCAAUGAACGCAAACAUCACAUGCUCGGACAGCCUUGAACACCACGAGAGAGAUAUUGACCUUUCUACCUUCGAAGGUCUGAAAAGCGGACCCGGAGUCCCUAGAUAUAACGUAAAAGGUGCCCUUGAGUACUGGAAAACUUUCAUUGCCCGUGCUGAAAAGCACGAUCCAGAUGCGUGGGGGGUCAAUGAAUACUUUCAUAGCGCAUCUCGGGUUCUGCUUUCGCUGGCAAAUCUCAAUCUUACCAUCUCUGUAUCCAAUCUGCAAGACGCCAUCGGAAAAAGCGGACCACAGGGGAUCGCCCGCGGAUUGGACCUUUUCAAGCGUCAAUUAGGGAACAUCCCCUAUCUAUAUGGCCAUGAAAAUUCGAAUUUGCGCCAUGUAUUGUCUAGAUGGACGCCUUCAACUUCAGUGGAGAACAGAUACAUCGGGCUUUUGACGGUUUUUGACCAGGCUAUCAGAAGUAUUCACGACAUCAUCUCUAUCCCCACGUUGCAACAAGCAGCUCCGUACAGCAUCAUUAGCACCUUUCUCAACUACGUGCUGCUGUGGAUGUUGAUUGGGACCAGUACGACAGAAGAGCUAUGUUUUCUCCGCUGCCUUCUCGACAAACAGUAUGAGCUACCAUUCACCACAGCAGUACAGAUAAAGCUGCGCGACAUCCUUGAAAUGGCUUUGGGCGAUGGGAAUGGUGGUUCGCAUAGAGCUGAAGUAAUAUUUCGGCACGCUUCUCAGGAGCUUACUCGCCUAGGGACUUGGGGAGCAUCACUAAAUCUUGCUUUGCUGCUACGGCUUAGAGCUAGUCAGUAG